Molecule: messenger RNA, 1645 nt
Organism: Onychomys torridus (southern grasshopper mouse)
Lineage: Eukaryota; Metazoa; Chordata; Mammalia; Rodentia; Cricetidae
Product: pyrin and HIN domain-containing protein 1-like
Exons: 6
Coding region: 1-1566 (521 amino acids)
Biological process (GO): activation of innate immune response; cellular response to interferon-beta
Molecular function (GO): double-stranded DNA binding
Source: RefSeq, a predicted model, not a curated record
AUGGUGAAUGAACACAAGAAAAUUGUUCUUCUGGUAGGUCUAAUGGGUAUUGGUGAUGAUGAUUUUAAAAUGGUUAAAUCCUUGUUGAGCAAAGAACUAAAACUAAAUAGAAAAAUGCAAGAUGAUUAUGACAGAAUUAAGAUUGCUGACUUGAUGGAGGACAAGUUUCCAAAAGAUGCUGGAAUGGACCAACUGAUAGACCUGUAUAAAGAGAUGCCAGGACUUGGAGACCUUGCUGAUAAACUCAAAAAAGAGAAGGCAAAAGCUAAAAGGAAACAGAUAGAAAGACGCAGAAUUCCAACAAGAGGAUGCAAGCGAGAUGAAGCCAGUACUUCCCAACCUAUGUCCACCACAAAUGAAGAUUCAGAACCAGAAUCGGGCAGAAGUACAUCCAACUCACAGGCUCCUCGAUUAUCUCUAGCAACUGCUUCUAACAGGGACCAAGCCACUCAAGUGUCUCCAGUAACAGCAUCCAUCAGUGUCCAGGUCCCUGAAGUGUCUCCAGCAAGAGCAUCCAGCAGUGCCCAGGUCCCUAGAGUGUCUAUAACAACAGCAUCCAGCAGUGCCCAGGCCCCUGGAGUGUCUCUACCAACAGCAUCCAGCAGUGCCCAGGCCCCUGGAGUGUUUCUACCAACAGCAUCCAGCAGUGCCCAGGUCUCUAGACUGUCUCUAACAACAGCAUCCAGCAGUGCCCAGGACCCUAGAGAGUCUCCAGCAAUAGCAUCCAGCAGUGCCCAGGUCUCUAGACUGUCUCUAACAACAGCAUCCAGCAGUGCCCAGGUCUCUAGACUAUCUCUAACAACAGCAUCCAGCAGUGCCCUGGUCCCUAGAGUGUCUCCAGCAAGAGCAUCCAGCAGUGCCCAGGCCCCUGGAGUGUCCCCAGCAAUACCAGUCAAGAAACCUAGACUGAAGACUGUACCUAAGCAACCAUCUAAGGAAGAAGGUCACCAUCAAGGUCCCAAAAAAGUAAUGGUGUUAAAAGCAACAGAACCAUUCACAUAUGACAUGAGAGCGGAGAAAAGGAUGUUCCAUGCCACAGUGGCCACUGAGACUGAAUUCUUUAGGGUGAAGGUGUUUAAUAUUGUCCUGAAGGAGAAGUUCAUCCCAAACAAGGUCAUUACCAUCUCAGAUUAUGUUGGUCGAAAUGGGUUCAUAAAUAUAUAUCAUGCCUCUAGUGUGUCAGAGGUAAAUGAUAACCAAUUAAUGGAUAUCCCAACUACACUGAGGCAAAGAGCCAAUGCAACACCUAAAAUCAAUUAUCUUUGCUCAAAAAGAAGAGGAAUAUUUGUGAAUGGAGUGUUUAUGGUGUCUAAGAAAAAUGAAAGGGGGGACUUCACUUACUAUGAAAUUCAAGAUAAUACAGGCAUGAUGGAAGUGGUGGUCUAUGGACGACUGACCAAUGUUGACUGUAAUCCAGGAGAUAAACUUCGACUAUUGUGCUUUGAAUUGACAUCAGAUGAGGAUAAAGUGCAGCUGAAAUCUACGAGGCACAGUAACAUGAAGGUCAUCAGGGCUGGGAGAGGAGAAACAACCACUCAGCCCUGCUUCAGUUACGGAACUUCAUGAAUUCUCAUCAUGGAGACUUGGACACCUCUGAUGUUUCUAGAGAUAAGAUCCAGUUCCAACUACAGAAAAUGAUCAUACU